CAAGAACAUCGAAUCUUAAGUUAAAAACCAUUUUAUACACAAAAGUCAAAAAAAUUUAAUUGAAAAAAUUCAAAAUCUAAAAGAGAGAGGAUUGGUCAACAAAAUCCAAUCCUUUCUUCAAUCUCUCUCAUUCUCAUUCUCAUUCUCAUUCUCUCUCAGAUUUUCCAAUCUAAUUCCUCAGAUCCAGAGACGCCAUUGGUACAGAGCUCUGAGCCAAGGAAAAAAUGAUAACGAUACCGUAUUUGACCGCGUUGACCACCUACUUCAGCUACGGCUUGCUCUUCGCUUUCGGUCAGCUCCGUGACUUCUUCAGAAAAAUCUUCGAUUGGUGCCGCGCUAGCAAUCUUCAGGGAUACGCGCCGAUCUGUUUGGGACUCGAAGAUUUCUACAUUCGUCGUCUCUAUCUUCGUAUUCAGGACUGUUUUGGACGACCCAUAGCAAGUGCACCUGAUGCUUGGUUUGACGUGGUCGAGCGUUAUUCCAAUGACAACAAUAAGACACUAAAGCGAACCACAAAGAAAAGUAGGUGUCUCAAUUUGGGAUCGUACAAUUAUCUAGGUUUUGCUGCAUCUGAUGAAUAUUGCACACCCCGUGCAAUCGAGUCUUUAAAAAGGUUCUCCCCAAGUACUUGUAGUGCUCGUGUGGAUGGAGGGACUACAACAUUGCAUACUGAACUGGAGGAGUGCGUCGCAAACUUUGUUCAAAAGCCAGCUGCCAUAGUAUUUGGCAUGGGCUAUGUCACAAACUCUGCUAUUCUUCCAGUCCUGAUGGGAAAGGGAGGGUUGAUAAUUAGUGAUUCGCUAAACCACAACUCAAUUGUAAAUGGUGCUCGGGGCUCAGGAGCUACAAUUCGAGUUUUCCAACAUAAUACACCAUCGCACUUGGAGAAAGUUUUGAGAGAGCAAAUUGCCGACGGACAACCCAGGACCCAUAGACCUUGGAAGAAGAUUAUUGUUGUUGUGGAGGGAAUAUACAGUAUGGAAGGGGAACUCUGCAAGCUUCCUGAGAUUGUUGCAAUAUGCAAAAAGUAUAAGGCAUAUGUCUACUUGGACGAGGCUCAUAGCAUUGGAGCAGUUGGAAAAUCAGGAAGAGGUGUCUGUGAACUCUUGGGAGUGGACACUGCUGAUGUAGAUAUCAUGAUGGGAACAUUUACAAAAUCUUUUGGGUCAUGUGGUGGUUAUAUUGCUGGAUCCAAGGAGCUUAUACAAUAUCUUAAGUACACUUGUCCUGCUCAUCUGUAUGCAACAUCGAUAUCUCCUCCAGCUGCACAACAAAUCAUAUCUUCCAUAAAAGUUAUUCUUGGAGAGGAUGGUACUAGUAGAGGCGCUCAGAAACUUGCACGAAUACGUGAAAACAGCAAUUUUUUCAGAUCAGAGCUGCAGAAGAUGGGUUUUGAGGUUCUUGGAGACAAUGAUUCUCCUGUAAUGCCUAUAAUGCUUUACAAUCCAGCAAAAAUCCCUGCCUUUUCCCGGGAAUGUCUCAAGCAGAAUGUGGCUGUUGUGACAGUUGCUUUUCCAGCUACCCCAUUACUGUUGGCCAGGGCACGAAUUUGCAUAUCUGCCUCUCAUACCAAGGAAGAUCUUGUGAAGGCCUUGGAGGUUAUCAGCCGAGUUGGUGACUUAGUGGGUAUUAAAUACUUCCCUGCUGAGCCCAACAAGCAGCAGCAAGAGAAGGGCAUGAUUAAGGUGGAUUGAGGAAUUUGAAGUUUAGGUAGAGUUCGUCAAGAGUCUUACGGCGCUUUAGAUCUGAUCAAACCGAUGGUAAAGUAUAUUCUUUGUGAAGUGAUUGUUGUAUUCAAUCCAAAGAAAAAGUGGGGAAGUUUGUAGCUGUCUAGCUGUUUGUGGGGAAGUUUGGUUAUUUAAUGUACAGGCAGAGCUGUAAUCCUUUACAUUUUUUUGUUUUUGUUUUUUUGGAGAUGUAAUCCUUUACAUUUGAUUAUCUCCUUUUUCAUUGAUUCAUAUUCGAUGGUCUUCUAAAA
Molecule: messenger RNA, 1978 nt
Organism: Quercus robur (English oak)
Lineage: Eukaryota; Viridiplantae; Streptophyta; Magnoliopsida; Fagales; Fagaceae
Product: long chain base biosynthesis protein 2a
Exons: 12
Coding region: 225-1694 (489 amino acids)
Biological process (GO): sphingosine biosynthetic process; ceramide biosynthetic process
Cellular component (GO): serine palmitoyltransferase complex
Molecular function (GO): serine C-palmitoyltransferase activity; pyridoxal phosphate binding
Source: RefSeq, a predicted model, not a curated record